Carcharodon carcharias (great white shark) is the source of this 4836-nucleotide messenger RNA. It is a transcript of the gene ccm2, whose product is annotated as CCM2 scaffold protein. The coding region runs from base 485 to 1636 and encodes 383 amino acids. The record is from RefSeq and is a predicted model, not a curated record. The transcript has 10 exons. NCBI's taxonomy places the organism in Eukaryota, Metazoa, Chordata, Chondrichthyes, Lamniformes, Lamnidae. Gene Ontology annotation, biological process: vasculogenesis; heart development.
AGAAGGCACAAGAGAAGGUUACGGAACGAAGACCCUUGCACACAGUUACCCUGGCCUUGCCAGAUCACAGAGUUGACCCAGAGAUUCUGUUGAAUGAUUACAUUGAAAAGGAAGUAAAGAUACCUCCACCUGCAAGUUCCUUUCCAAGUCAAACACCAUACUGAGUUGGAAUGAUGUCACUGUUCACUCACUGCCACUUGAUCAACCUCUUGGAACACCCUCACUAACAGCACUGUGGGUGUAUCUACAUCACAUGGACUGCAGUGGUUCAAGAAGGAAACUCAACACUACCACCUCAGACAGUUGAGGAUGGAUUAUAAAUGUUGGCCUUGUCAGUGACGCCCACAUGCCAAGAGUGAAUAAACCCCUCUGCAGCCAGAUAAUCCCCUGGGAAAGGUGAAGACCACGGACAAUAUCAGGAAAAACUUUAAAAAAAAAACUCCCCUGUGACACUGCCCAAGAUUCAGUAAAUGUUUUAAUAUUCAUGAUCCCUCUCAUGUAUUUAGGGCAGCUCACUUCAGUGCCUGGGUAUUUGAAUCCAUCCAGUCGAACUGAGAUAUUGCACUUGUUAGAUAAUGCAAGGAGGGCACAUCAGCUCCCAGGGCCGCUGACACAAGAACAGGAUGCAGUGAUUAGUGUGUCUGCGUACAAUAUUAAAGUGGUGUGGCGAGAUGGAGAAGACAUUAUCCUCAGAGUUCCAAUCCAUGACAUUGCAGCCGUCUCUUACAUCCGAGACGAUUCCCUUCACCUGGUCAUUUUCAAAACUGCUAAUGAACACGGGAAUUCAACCAGUCAGAACACUGAAGGUUCCACUAAAAUGCAGAUGUCAGUGUCAGAAAGUGGAGCUGGAACCAUGGAAGCAUGUAGUCUGGUGGUGGUUGUUGUAGAAAACAAAGCAGCUGCAGAAGAACUCUGUUCUCUUCUUAGUCAAGUCUUCCAAGUUGUUUACACAGAGUCCACAAUAGACUUUUUGGAUAGAGCAAUAUUUGAUGGUGCUUCUACCCCAACUAAGCACAUGUCUAUAUACAGUGAUGAUUCAAGUAAAGUGGAUGUUAAAGAGCCGUAUGAUGCAGAAAUUAGUAACUUGUCUUUUCAUGGUUCAGAUACUGGGGGAAAUUCACCAUCUUCAACUCUACCAUCACCUCAAAUCAAAAAUGUUAGUGACAGUGAACUCAGUACUUCUGCAGCUGAACUGCUUCAGGAUUACAUGAUGACACUGAGAACAAAGUUGACGUCUGAAGAAAUCCAGAAGUUUGCUAUGCUUCUCCAUGAAUAUCGAAAUGGUGCCUCAAUUCAUGAAUUUUGCAUCAGUCUUCGACAGUUGUAUGGUGAUGGUAGAAAGUUUCUUUUGCUCGGGCUCCGACCUUUCAUUCCAGAAAAAGACAGCUUACAUUUUGAAAAUUUUCUAGAAACUAUUGGUGUCAAGGAUGGAAGGGGCAUUAUAACAGACAGUUUUGGCCGAUAUAGAAGGACUUUGAGUAAUGCAUCCAAUUCAACUACGAACGGUAAUGGAGCAACUGCAGGCUCAGAUGAUCAGUCGGUGCCUUCUGAAGGUGAUGAAUGGGACAGAAUGAUUUCUGAUAUUAGUCAUGAUAUUGAGGCCCUUGGCUGCAGUAUGGAUCAUGAUUCGUCUUGAAACUGAAAUAUUUGCACAUCCUGUCAGCCUUCAGACUUCUUUCUUAUGCAGAUGUGUUCCUAAAUGAAGUUUACUACAAUGUGAAUAUUUAAAUAGAUUGUUAAAACAUUUCUACAAAAUGAAGAACAUGAAGAAAUCAGGCCAUAUAAUUUUUUUUAUUGUUGAAAAUACUGCAGAUUUGUAUUCGAACCUUUUGUAACAAAGCAAAUAGCUGUUAUGCUUAAUUGUUUCCAGUAGUGGGCAAGACCUUCCUUGUCAUUUCACAUGGUUUUGUAUUUUAACUGCACAAAGUUACAUAUUGCAGUAUAUUGUGAUGUCAGGGAUGAUUUAAUUCACUUCUGGGCACACUUCUCAUUUUCAGCCUGUAGCUCCAAGAAAUUGAAGUUUGUAUGUCCCAUUUCUGCUCUAUGGUGUUGCAGCAUGUGAGAUGAUGUCUGGUGCUAGCAAAUAAUACUGCACACUUCAACAACCUGUGAAUCUUGACGGCUGCAUGUUAAAAUGUAGCUGCUGAAAUUUGCCUGAAUGUGACCCAAAUAGGCAAUGUAUUUCCUAUUAUCCUCAUGGAAGGUGCAGAAGAGCUGGUAUAUCAUUGUGAAGAUUUGAGCUUACAUAUAGUUGCAGUGCAUUAUUGCUAUUGCAAAUAAUUUUAAAAUCUUCAUCAAAACAAUUCAAAUAAUUGACAUAUUUCUCUAAGAGAGAAUCUUGCUGCAGACCUUAUGUUCUGCCAUCAACUAAAGGCUUUAAAAAUCCCUGCAAAGGUUUGCUAUUAUCCCUGCAAUAUCUAUGGUCUGUUUCCAUUUUCAAAUAAGGGAAAGCAUCAUAUCAGUUAAAUUUGUAGAGUUUUAAACAAAGGUUUAAUGUUCUAGUGAAACGAACGAUAGGGUGCACCAUAAUGGUGUGUCUGUAAAUUGAUACUUUUUAAACUGUCCUUUCUAUUUCUGCACACCCAAUGCAAAUAUUUUUAAAUUUAAAUGCUAAUUAAAAAUAAGGAUUAUUUAAUCAUGCCCCAUUCAGUUGCAGAUUUUUCAUGUAAGAUGCUAUCUUGACUCUCCCAUUUAAUGAGGACUAAGGUGAAGGAACAAACCUUCAAGAAAUCAUAGCAAUGUAACUUCUAAACUUGGACAAUAGUCCCUUUGGGUGCUGUAUAUAGACUGCAUUUAAACUACCCUUUUUAAUUAGUAUAUCGAUUUGUUUAUUGAUAUCACUCAACAUUUACCAGUAGAUGUAAUGUAUUCUAUAUGUAUGUGACAAUGUGCAGUGAGUAGAAUAUGUGAAAUUAAUAUGCAGAGCAUGUGAAAACAAGAAAACCUGAAAGAAUAGGAUCUGCUAGUACUGCCAGUAUAAUGCCCCUUGGAUCCACUUCAGGUUAAUGUGCAUCAUAGCUGCUUCAAUAUCCUAGCUGUUGUUUUGAUGUGAAGCAACUUGGUAGCAAUAGUUCAAGUGCUUUGAUUUUAUGCUUAGGUUGUAAACCGAACUGCAAUAUUAUACUAUAAUAGCAAUAUGUGUUAAAUCUGCAAUAUUCCUUCCCAAAGUCAAUGCUAUUUUCUAUUUAUUCUGUCAUAACUUCAAAUUUGAACAAAUUGAAAACCAAUGACAUUAUACUGGCAGACGGCAUGAUGGGUUUGCCAGUGUGGAUGUUAGGAACUAAGUGUGUGUACCCAAGAAAGUGGAUGAGUGUGUAUGAUGUCAUUGGAGUGAUUGCCUUCUUUUAAAUAUUGAAAAGGAGUUAAGGAAGAUACAGCUGUAUUAACGAAAGAUUUCAAGUACAAGUAGAUGUAAAUGUUUGGACUAUUCAGGUACAAGGAGGGUGGGUGGAAAAUGAAGCUGUCCACUCUGGAUAUGAAUAUUAGAAGUCUGUUGUUUUCUGCAUCAAUUGCCAUUGCGAUGAUACCUUUUUUGGCUGUUUGUUUUGUUACAUCCCAUUUGACUGAAGUUAUCCUUUUUGUAUAUUUAUUUCUUCCAACCUGCUUGGAAAUUUGCCCAUUUACUUUACAAGUAUGUACAACUUAAUUAUGCUCAUUUACACCCUGAAUAGAAUACCUGCAAAAACAAUUCAAUUUCAAGCUUGUUGUGGCACUAAAGGACCAAUGUGCAUGUUUUGUAAGGCUUACCUGUUAUUUUCAAGCUGUAGACUGUGAAUUCUGGAGGAUGAGUGGCCAUCUUCAAACCUUUCUGCUUCUGACCAACUAAUUCUGGUGGUGUUGAAGUGCAAUUUGCUGUUUUGUUCCAUUGGUCAAAUACUUCACCUAUUGUCAAACUACCAACUGGGUUAACUGAUACAACCCAGACAUUCACAAUGAAGCCGAAAUGAAGGCUGAGAUUCUAACUCAAGUUUGCAUGCUUAGCAAAGCAAUCUAACCAUGCAGACUGGUUUACUCCAAUCACUUGUCAGUUGAACUGUUUAUCUGUAGUAUAGCAUAAUUUAGGUUUUCAUAAUCUGGUUUGUUUAAACAGUGAAGCUUUGGUGUGCUCUAUAGUUAAUCAUAGUUGAAUGUUGGGGUUGUUUUUUCCAGCGAAGGUGAUGAGAAUCAUUUGCUCUUGGUAUUCUGAUGCAACUGAGAUCACUUGAAAAGUGAGGUGGGCAAGGAUAAAAUGAAAGUUGAUUCCUUAAAUGCAAAUCCUUUUUAAAUCACCUCCAUUCUGCAUGUAGCCAUUUUCUCAGUUAGGAAUAGAACAAUAAUUCAUUUCAGGAUUGCUAUCAGAGAUGUGUAAUGGUGAAUGAAAAAAUGAGGUCAAGAAUUUUUGAUGUUUUCUCUCUUUAAACCAAAACUAGCAGUAUUAUAGUUUAAUUGUGAUUAAGUUAUAGAAUAGUACAGUAAGAAUAUUUUCUGAUGCCUGUUAAAAGGCACCACAACAGAACUUAUCCUUGCUGCAGGAUAUUUUUGGGACAGAAGUGCACUUCACACUGGAACAUGUGAAAUAGUUAAUUAGCCAGUGAGGCAUACUAAUUUGUCUUAAUGCAAUAAUUUGAAUUUUACUCCCUGCAAAUUUACCUGCAGCGUCCAUUAUUUGCUUGAUACAGAACCUGGCCUUGUUUGCUGAAAAUAUUAAUCUGGUAAAUAUAACUCCCUCACCAUGGGGAAUAUAACUGUCUUCAGCAUAAGUAGCAGAGCUGUAAUAUUUCAAACUAGGUCAAAUGCAUAUUUAUUUUGGGGUCUAUUUAUGUCCAGUCUGUUUAAUAAAGGAGACUUUGCAUCUUU